Copidosoma floridanum is the source of this 3299-nucleotide messenger RNA. RefSeq names its product GTPase-activating Rap/Ran-GAP domain-like protein 3. Gene Ontology annotation, biological process: regulation of small GTPase mediated signal transduction. The record is from RefSeq and is a predicted model, not a curated record. Lineage: Eukaryota; Metazoa; Arthropoda; Insecta; Hymenoptera; Encyrtidae. Gene Ontology annotation, molecular function: GTPase activator activity.
UCUCUGCCGAGCGCACACGCUCUGCAGCGCUUUUUACUGCUGGUUGUGUAUAUGUGUAUACAUGUUGUACGAAACGCGGCGGGCCAACACGAGGGUGUUGCGUUGCUCCCCCGCUGGUGAUGUGCGAGAGUGCAAGUUUCAGGAGGGGAGGCACGGCGCUCGAAAGCUUCGGCUAGUCUGCGCCCUCAGGGCUGCUCGCUUAUCAGUUGGGGCUGGAGUCCCGAGCGGCGCGCGUCGCACCCUCUCUCUAUCGCCCUGCCAUACAGAUUGCGAGGCUCUAUAGGACGAUUCGUUUGUCACAGUUUCUUUAGUUUGGCUAUUUUUUUGAGUGAGAAGUGGAUGACAUGGAGGGCUGACGGCUGGAGUCCCUCAAUCCAUCGACCGGCUGUUUACUAGGGAAAGCUCCGCUUAUCGCCAGCAAAGGAGGAAUAAGCAGCGGGGCGGCGGUGCUUGGUCCGGCACGUAAAGUUCGCCCAGCCAUGCUGUGCCUGGACAUGAAGUUGGUCUCGCGGCUCAGGGGCCUCUCGAGCAGCUCCUCGGCGAACAAUAGCAACGGGAGUAGCGGCGCCACGUCUCCGGGCUGUCUGUCACCCCCCGCCGGUGUUCAGCAGUUGUACGCCGAGAAGAGGCGCGGCGUGAGACGGGGCAGCGUCGGGACGGCCAAUCCCGGGAGCUACGAGCGCGACUGCAGCGACGACGAGGGCAUACCUACCAUCAAUGUCGUGAGGGAUCGCUCGAGAUCCGUUUACAUGCCCGUGCUCACCUCGUCCCAACUGAGGCACCUCAAUCGCCGAGCCAGCCACCACGUAUCUUCGACGGACACGGUCUCGCGACGAGGCGUCCUAUCACGAAGAUGCUACGGCAGCGUCGAAAUGCUACCACAAAUCGAGCAGGAUGGCAUGGACGGCCGGCGCUUCCGGGUCGAGAACGGCGACUCGCCCGGCGAAAAGGAGGAGAUGUUCGGGUCACCGAGCACCCCGGUACUGGAGAAUCCCGAGUACCAAACGCGCUGGUACUUCAAGUAUUUCCUCGGCAAACUGCACCAGAACUACGUGGCCUCGGAUCAGGAGCGCAACCCUCUGUUCCUCUCGGUGGUGAUAAGCGAGGGUGGCGAUCAGUGCGUCCCUCACUACCGAGUGAUACUCUGGCGGCGCACGGGCGCCCAGAAGAUAUCCCUGCCGUACUCGUCCAACAGGUCGAUGACCGUCAGGCAGAUCCUCAGCAACUACUUUGGCAUCGAGAAACUCGAAAAGGGCCCCAGAGAGGUCACGUCCCCCGAAAUUCAAAAGGACCUGUUACUUUUGGAGGAGCAAGAGGGCUCGGUGAACUUUAAAUUCGGGGUCAUCUACGCGAAAGAGGGCCAAAUGUCCGACGACGAGAUGCUGUCCAAUGAAACCGGUAGUCCGGGGUUCGACAAGUUCCUCGAGGUGCUGGGCCAAAAAAUUCGACUGCGAGGCUGGGACAAGUUCCGAGGUGGACUCGACGUGAAAGGUGACAUGACCGGCAAGGAGAGCGUAUACACGGUGUACGCGGGCCACGAGGUGAUGUACCACGUGUCGACUCUGUUGCCCCACUCGAAGGACAAUCCCCAGCAGCUCGAGCGCAAGCGUCACAUCGGCAACGACAUAGUCAACAUCGUUUACACCGACGAUGCGAGCCUACUCGACACCUUCAAUCCCAACUGCAUCAAAAGCCAAUUCACACACGUGUUCGCCGUGGUGACAAGCGAGAGCCUGGACGAGGAGACCACAGGCUGGCGGAUCGCCAUCUACUGCGACGAGAACGUGCCCCUGUUCGGCCCGAGCCUGCCAUGUCCACCCCUGUUCGAGGACGCGAACAACUUCCGGGAAUUUCUCCUCGUCAAGCUCAUUAACGGCGAGAAGGCGACCUUCGACACGCCCACCUUCUCGAGGAAACGCGAGCGCACGCUAGACACGCUCCUCAGGGACAUGUACCAGGAGCACACGCAAGACGGCAAGAGCAACAGCAUGUUGAAUCGGCGGGCUUUGUCGGACGUGGUGGAGACACCGGGGCGUAGGCGCGAGGAGACGCGUGCCGUGGAGAUGGUGCGGGUGGGCCAAGCCCUGAAGCUCGAGGCCAUAGUGCACGGUUUGGCGCCGACAUCGUUGGCUACCGUUGGUCCCCUGAAGCCGAGACCGUGGGAGCCGAGGUGCAUCUACCCGGAUUUUCCCUACGAAGUCGUCUGCGGCGACAUAUGGUCGGACGGGCGGCUCGUACUGGCCAGCGAGAACGGCACCUACCUCGUCGAAGCAGAUAGCAUGACGCACCGGCUGCUCUUCGACAAGAGCGUGCAAAUAAAGCAGCUGAACGUGGUCGAGCAACACGGGAUCCUGCUCUUUCGGGCGGGCGACAAGGGCAAGGACUGCAACGUCCACGUGUUCCGGUUGAGCGAACUCGAGGCCGACGCUGCCACCACCAUCAACAACCACAACAACCACAACAACCACAACAACAACAACAAUAACAAUAACAGCGCGUCCUCGGUGAUUGGUAAUUCGGAGGGGCAGGAGGAGGAUGAGGAGGACGAGGAGGACGAGUCACCGCCCGACUCUGCGAGGACGCGCAGGCCGAGCGUGAGGACGCGAGCGCAGACGAAGCAGCGCAGGCUCGAGCGCACCAAGGGCUGCCACCUCUACUGCCUCACGAGACCCGGUGGCUCGCACCUAAGGAUGUGCGUGGCCGUAGGCAGGAGAUUGACGGUGAUGCAGUGGAAGCACAGCGCCGCGUACACGCAGUGGUGCGUGCACGCGGACACCGACACCGUAGACGGCUUCAUGCCCCUCAAGCACGAGCUCUGGGCCAGCGAGCAGCCGUCCAUCAUGACGAUCAUCGAGAGCUCACUCUCGACACCGGGACGCGAGUGGACGGUCUGCUGCGGUCUGAGGCACCACUACGAGCUCAUCUACCCGGACGGCUCGAGCCGUAGUCUCCGGCACCUCGAGGCCAGCGUCAAGCCCCACCUGGUCGCCGCGCUCGACCUCUGCGAGGACGAGGAGCCCGAACUCCUGCUCUGCUACAACAACACCUGCCACUUUCAAAAGUUGUCGGACGAUUGCGCGGCGCCCACGGAGUUCGACUUCAACUGGAACUCGGUGCCGGUAGCCGUGGCUUGCGCCUUCCCCUACGUGAUCGCCUUCACGUCGGACACGAUGGAAAUACGGCUCAUCAUAAACGGCAACCUCGUCCACACGAUCGUCAUGCCCAACGUCUGGGUAUACUAUUUACAAUUUUUUAUGACCGAGGUAUUAUACACUCGUUGCUUUCACAUGAAUGGCUAA